AUGGCUACUGGCCUCUUAGGAUGGGGUCUGCGCAAGUGGAGUUACUCAAUGUGGUUCCCGGAGUCUCCUCGGUGGCUGGCGUGCAGAGGUCGCGAGGAGGACGCCCUGAAGCUGCUGAGACGCAUCGCCGCCACCAACGGCGGGUGGCUGCCUCCGUUCGCUCCGCGGGUGAUGCGGACCGUGGCCAAGGCCCAGAGGGACCGGAAGGGCUUCCUCAGCCUCUUCUCCAGCUGGAACGUCUUCAAGAAUACGGUGCUGCUCAUCAUUGCAAGGUCUGCGAACGUACUGACGCAGUUCUCGUUGGUGUUGCUGGCUGGUGGAGUGGGGGUGAAUCCAUUCCUGGCGCUGGUAGCGCAGGGUGCGGUCCAGCUGCCCUCUGUCUGCGUCGUCCACGUGUGCGCAGCGCGCUUCGGCCGCCGCUGGACCGGUGUGGGCUGUGCCCUGCUGGCAGGGGUCACUUGCGCGGCCGCCUUCUGCAUGCUGAGGGCUGGCAUCAUCGGACUGCCUAUCACGGUGGCGGCUGUGAUAACACAGUUCUUAUCGACGGGCACAAUCGCCAUGGCCAACCUGCAGAGUGUGGAGGUGCACCCCACAUGUCUGCGGCAGAUCGCGGCUUGCGUCGAGUGGACCGCAGCUGCCAUCGUCAUGUCUGCUCUACCAUACGUGGCCCUCAUGAGUGAUAGACGGACGCCCUACACCAUUCUCGCAGCUCUAAACUUGGGAACAGCGUUUGCAGUAUCAUUUCUUCCAGAAUCUGCGUUGCAGAGGCUACCAGAGUCAUUGCAGGAUGCUGCCGUCUUCGGCAAGGACCAGAAGUAUUGGAGCUGGAAGCCAAAACCAGCUCCACAGUAUGCCAUGGGGUAA
This is a messenger RNA of Schistocerca gregaria, 864 nucleotides long. RefSeq names its product solute carrier family 22 member 13-like. Lineage: Eukaryota; Metazoa; Arthropoda; Insecta; Orthoptera; Acrididae. The coding region runs from base 1 to 864 and encodes 287 amino acids. Gene Ontology annotation, cellular component: membrane. The transcript is spliced from 5 exons. Gene Ontology annotation, molecular function: transmembrane transporter activity. The record is from RefSeq and is a predicted model, not a curated record. Gene Ontology annotation, biological process: transmembrane transport.